Molecule: messenger RNA, 7762 nt
Organism: Talpa occidentalis (Iberian mole)
Lineage: Eukaryota; Metazoa; Chordata; Mammalia; Eulipotyphla; Talpidae
Gene: WDR7
Product: WD repeat domain 7
Exons: 29
Coding region: 313-4785 (1490 amino acids)
Cellular component (GO): cytoplasm
Molecular function (GO): protein binding
Source: RefSeq, a predicted model, not a curated record
AGCUGAUUUACUGCAGCGGUGGCGGUGGCAGCGGCUCUUUGCAGCCUCGGUGGGGAGAGGGCGGCCGGACAGGGGUUGCGCCCCGAUUUCCCACCCGGGGGUGCGCACCCCCGCUCCCCGACCCCCUCCCCAGACACGUCCUCGCCGGGUCCUCUUUUGCCCGGACACCCACGGAUGGUCUGAUCGACUCGAUCGCGGCAGGAGAUGAAGCUGUGACAGAUGGGGAAGCUGAGACCCAGAGGAAGAUCUUUUCCAAGACUGCAUAGAGGAGUGAGGAUUUGAACACAGUUCUUCUGAUUGUUUGAAAACACAAUGGCGGGAAACAGCCUUGUCCUACCCAUUGUUCUUUGGGGUCGCAAAGCACCGACACAUUGCAUCUCAGCAGUACUUUUAACAGAUGACGGGUCCACAAUUGUAACUGGAUGUCACGAUGGACAAAUAUGUCUCUGGGAUCUUUCAGCAGAACUGGAAGUUAAUCCUCGAGCAUUGUUGUUUGGCCACACAGCUUCAAUCACUUGUUUGUCUAAGGCCUGUGCUUCUAGUGACAAGCAGUAUAUUGUCAGUGCCUCUGAAAGUGGAGAGAUGUGUCUUUGGGAUGUGAAUGAUGGCCGAUGUAUUGAAUUCACAAAACUAGCCUGCACGCAUACCGGCAUACAGUUCUACCAGUUCUCUGUUGGAAAUCAGCGAGAAGGAAGGCUUUUAUGCCAUGGCCAUUAUCCUGAAAUCCUCGUUGUGGAUGCCACCAGCCUUGAGGUUUUAUAUUCUUUAGUUUCCAAGAUCUCUCCUGACUGGAUUAGCUCCAUGAGCAUUAUUCGAUCCAACCGAACACAAGAGGACACUGUGGUGGCGCUCUCGGUGACUGGCAUCCUGAAGGUGUGGAUUGUCACCUCCGAGAUCAGUGGCAUGCAGGAUACUGAGCCAAUAUUUGAGGAGGAAUCCAAACCAAUUUAUUGUCAGAAUUGCCAAAGCAUCUCUUUCUGUGCAUUCACACAGCGGUCACUUUUGGUAGUGUGCUCCAAAUAUUGGAGGGUAUUUGAUGCUGGAGACUAUUCCCUGUUGUGUUCAGGUCCUAGUGAAAAUGGACAGACAUGGACUGGAGGUGACUUUAUAUCAGCAGAUAAAGUCAUCAUUUGGACUGAAAGCGGACAAAGCUAUAUUUACAAAUUACCAGCCAGUUGCCUUCCAGCUAGUGAUUCUUUCCGCAGUGAUGUGGGAAAAGCAGUUGAAAAUUUAAUUCCUCCUGUACAACACAAACUCUUGGAUCGAACAGAUAAAGAGCUGCUGAUUUGUCCUCCUGUUACCCGGUUUUUCUAUGGAGGCAGGGAAUACUCCCAUAAGCUAUUAAUUCAGGGUGAUUCUUCAGGAAGAUUGAAUAUUUGGAACAUAUCAGACACACCUGAUAAAAAGGAAGGUAAAGAAGGAUUGAGAAUGACAAUUUCGAUUAGUUUGCAAGAAGCUUUUGACAAAUUGAACCCUUGUCCUGCCGGAAUUAUAGAUCAGCUAAGUGUGAUCCCAAAUAGUGAUACACCCCUUAAAGUAACUGCAAGUGUGUACAUCCCAGCACACGGGAGGCUGGUCUGUGGCCGUGAGGAUGGGAGCAUCAUCAUCGUGCCUGCCACCCAGACAGCCAUCGUGCAGCUGCUGCAAGGGGAGCACAUGCUCCGGAGAGGCUGGCCACCUCACAGAACACUGCGUGGUCAUCGGAACAAAGUCACGUGCCUGCUAUAUCCUCAUCAGGUCUCGCCUCGUUAUGAUCAAAGAUACCUGAUCUCUGGAGGUGUGGAUUUUUCGGUAAUAAUUUGGGACAUAUUUUCAGGAGAAAUGAAGCAUAUCUUCUGCGUGCACGGUGGUGAGAUUACUCAGCUGCUCGUCCCACCUGAAAACUGUAGUGCACGAGUGCAGCACUGCAUCUGCUCUGUAGCCAGUGACCACUCAGUGGGACUUCUAAGUUUGCGAGAGAAAAAGUGCAUUAUGCUGGCAUCUCGUCACCUUUUCCCCAUUCAAGUCAUCAAGUGGAGGCCUUCUGAUGAUUACCUAGUGGUGGGAUGUUCAGAUGGCUCUGUGUACGUCUGGCAAAUGGAUACUGGUGCCCUGGAUCGCUGUGUGAUGGGAAUAACAGCAGUAGAGAUAUUGAAUGCUUGCGAUGAGGCUGUUCCUGCUGCAGUCGACUCCCUUAGUCACCCAGCAGUCAACCUAAAACAGGCGAUGACCAGACGGAGCCUCGCGGCUCUUAAAAACAUGGCCCAUCAUAAGCUGCAAACCCUAGCCACUAACCUCUUGGCUUCCGAGGCAUCUGACAAAGGAAAUUUACCUAAAUAUUCUCAUAACUCCCUGAUGGUUCAAGCAAUAAAAACAAACUUAACAGACCCGGAUAUACACGUGCUCUUCUUUGACGUGGAAGCGCUGAUUAUUCAGCUCCUCACCGAGGAAGCCUCCAGGCCGAACACAGCACUUAUUUCCCCGGAGAAUUUGCAAAAAGCAUCUGGCGGUUCAGACAAAGGGGGCUCUUUCCUAACUGGAAAACGAGCAGCAGUCCUCUUCCAACAAGUGAAAGAGACCAUCAAAGAGAACAUAAAGGAGCAUCUCCUGGACGAUGACGAGGAGGACGAGGAGACAAUGCGGCAGAGAAGGGAAGAAAGUGACCCUGAGUACCGGGCCAGCAAAUCGAAGCCACUGACCCUGUUAGAAUAUAAUUUAACUAUGGACACAGCCAAACUCUUCAUGUCCUGCCUUCACGCCUGGGGUCUGAACGAAGUUCUGGAUGACGUCUGUCUGGAUCGUCUUGGAAUGCUGAAGCCCCACUGCACGGUGUCGUUCGGUCUCUUAUCCAGGGGAGGUCAUAUGAGCCUGAUGCUUCCUGGUUAUAAUCAAGCUGCUGGUAAACUACCUCUCGGGGAAGCAGAAGUAGGAAGGAAGCCGCCAGCAACAGAGGGAGUAGGAAAAGGAACUUAUGGGGUGUCCCGAGCUGUCACCACCCAACAUCUCCUGUCUAUCAUAUCCUUGGCAAAUACCUUAAUGAGUAUGACCAAUGCCACUUUUAUUGGUGAUCACAUGAAGAAGGGCCCUACCAGGCCGCCUAGACCAAGCACCCCAGACCUUUCUAAAGCAAAGGGUUCUCCCCCAACUUCCAGUAAUGUUGUACAAGGACAGAUUAAACAAGUUGCUGUGCCUGUCGUUUCUGCUCGGUCUGACGCUGAUCACUCUGGCUGUGACCCUGCUCCUCCUCCUGCUUUACAUUCCUGUUUCUUAGUAAAUGAAGGGUGGAGCCAGCUGGCCGCCAUGCACUGUGUCAUGCUGCCGGACCUGCUGGGCUUGGACAAGUUCCGGCCCCCUCUUCUCGAAAUGCUGGCUCGCAGGUGGCAGGAUCGAUGCUUGGAGGUCCGAGAAGCCGCUCAAGCCCUCCUCCUGGCAGAACUGAGAAGAAUUGAGCAGGCGGGACGCAAGGAAGCCAUUGACGCCUGGGCUCCUUAUUUACCUCAGUAUAUGGACCACGUCAUAUCCCCUGGAGUUUCAGCAGAAGCCAUGCAGACUAUCAGCACUGCUCCAGAUACCUCAGGGCCAGAAGCCAAAGUCCAGGAGGAAGAGCAUGAUCUUGUAGAUGAUGACAUCACAACUGGUUGCUUAUCAAGUGUCCCACAGAUGAAAAAAAUUUCCACAUCUUAUGAAGAAAGACGGAAACAAGCUACUGCUAUUGUUUUGCUAGGAGUAAUAGGAGCCGAAUUUGGUGCUGAAAUUGAACCUCCAAAACUGUUGACCAGACCUCGAAGCUCAAGUCAGAUUCCUGAGGGAUUUGGUUUGACUAGUGGUGGAUCCAACUACUCACUGGCCAGACAUACUUGUAAGGCACUGACAUUUCUCCUGCUGCAGCCGCCAAGCCCCAAACUCCCUCCGCACAGCACUAUUCGAAGGACAGCCAUCGAUCUGAUCGGGCGCGGCUUCACGGUGUGGGAGCCGUACAUGGAUGUGUCAGCUGUCCUGAUGGGGCUGCUCGAACUCUGUGCCGAUGCUGAGAAGCAGCUUGCCAACAUCACAAUGGGGCUGCCUCUGAGCCCAGCAGCUGACUCCGCCCGCUCGGCCAGGCAUGCCCUCUCGCUCAUUGCCACGGCCAGACCACCCGCCUUCAUCACCACCAUAGCCAAAGAGGUGCACAGACACACUGCACUUGCAGCCAAUACCCAGUCCCAGCAGAAUAUCCACACUACAGCGCUUGCACGAGCUAAAGGGGAAAUUCUGAGAGUCAUUGAAAUUCUUAUUGAAAAGAUGCCCACAGAUGUUGUGGAUCUCCUGGUGGAGGUUAUGGACAUCAUUAUGUACUGCCUCGAAGGAUCUUUAGUUAAAAAGAAAGGUCUUCAAGAAUGUUUCCCAGCCAUUUGCAGGUUCUACAUGGUCAGCUAUUAUGAGCGGAAUCACAGAAUAGCAGUCGGAGCUCGCCAUGGUUCAGUGGCCCUGUACGACAUCCGGACUGGAAAAUGUCAGACAAUCCAUGGACACAAGGGACCGAUCACUGCAGUGGCCUUUGCUCCUGAUGGACGCUAUCUUGCCACCUACUCCAACACUGACAGCCACAUUUCCUUCUGGCAGAUGAACACCUCGCUGUUGGGGAGCAUCGGCAUGCUCAACUCGGCCCCGCAGCUGCGCUGCAUCAAGACCUACCAGGUGCCCCCGGUGCAGCCGGCCUCCCCUGGCUCGCACAACGCGCUGCGCCUGGCCCGGCUCAUCUGGACCUCCAACCGCAAUGUCAUCCUGAUGGCGCACGACGGCAAGGAGCACCGCUUCAUGGUCUGACGCGGCCUCAUCUCACAGUCCUCUUGCCGGGUCGCCACCGGUCCUCGCUCUGCCUCUGCCGCAGCGCCCACCCUGUGUCCUCCAGGCGCGGCUGGCGCUGUCCCUUCUGCAAAGUUCCCGGGCGGCUCCUGCUCGUGCCACCUGCUCAUUCCAAGGCGUGCACCCCCCCUGCAGGAUGCGGCCUGUGUCUCUUGGUCGCUUUUCCCCCCUUCUGCAGGUAGGGGCGGCGAUGGUCCCUGCGAGCCAGUGCUAGUGUGGCCUGGGGCGCCAGAAGCCCCCAAAUCAAUAAACACUGUGAUCGCAUUUCCCCGCCCAGAUGAGCGUUUUCCUCCAGCUAAAGGCCACCUCUGAAGUGCUUGAACCUAGUCGUGUGACCGUGGGUUUUGGAAUAUUGGGGCGGUCCCAAUUACUGGAAAUUACUUUCCUUUGACUAGCUACUGUUGUUUACCAAAAGGAUUGUGUUUACGUGGGUUUUCUUUUCUUUUUUUUUUUUUCUUUCUCCUUCUGGUGAAUGCUAGUAAGUAACUUAUUCCAUCCAAUUUCCCCAGGGCUCAGACACUACCCUCUUUAUUAACAUUUACUCAAUUUGAGACUGAUGAGAAAAUCUCCAAAAAAAAUAUUUUCGCCUUGCGGAGAAUACAGUUUUUCAGUCACCUGACCUUCUAAAAUGCUCAUAUCCUGCUUAAGUGAUCGUGUACUUAGUAGUUUUUUUUUUUUUUAAAAAAAAUCACUACUUGUGAUGUAGUUAAUAAGAUUAUCCAAUAACUCCGACCUUUUGAAAAGGAAUUCUGUAAUAACCAAUUUCAGGUGUACAGCUUAGACGUAAAAAGACUUGUGUGUCUAUUGCUUACAGACCUUUGUGUUUCAGAAAGCUCUUACCCGGUCCCUCCAGAAACCACAUAUCCACAGUUCCCAUAUGGACACGCGGUCAGUUAUCAUGUAAUAGUUACGAUUCAGCCUUCAAACUACUUACUACUGACCAAUUAAAGCAAAACUAUGACAGCGUUAAGUUUAAACAAAUAUUCUAGAAAAUUAGGAACUUUGGCACAAGCAUUCAGGAGUAAAUAUAAAAAAUACGAGAGCUCUCAGUCAGUUAAGCAAACACUGCAAUGAGGGUGUUCAUCCCACUUCAAAGUAAGCUUUAACUAGAUAGUCUUCUUCUGGCAAGUGAUGCUGGUUCUUCGUCCUAGUCGUGGAAAAGAAUCCAUAAAGUAAUAUCUGGUAGACAUUGAGCCUCACAAACCUUGACCUGUAUUUAGUUGGGGAUUUGUUUGCUCGGUUGGGUGUUGACUGAUGGGGUCAGUUGGGCAAAAUGGUUUAUUAAGUGCAAACACAGAAAAUGAUUUAUUAAACUCAGAGAAAAUAAGAAGUUUCAAAGGAACCAAAAAUAACGGGAGCAUUUAAUUUUAAAAGCAUAGAUUGUCAGAAUUUAUGUAAUAUCCCCCCCAAAAGUAGGAUCACCGUCCAGGAACAAAUACAUCUGUUAUUUUACUGAAACAGAUUUUUAAAAAACAUGUUAAGAAAUUAAGAUCAUUAGAACGACUCUUUCGUAUUGAUAUGAAGUAUAUUAUUUCCACUGAUGGCAAACCUGUAUUAUUCCUUGGUUUUAGACUCUGGGUGUUCUUCAAAAAGUGAACUUAUGCCAUUUGCAUGUACAUUGUAUUUAUAAAGAUUCUCUCUGUAGUGUGCAGGAAGAACAAAGAACUAUACAGUUUAGGCUUUGUUUGUUUGGUGAGCACAGUGUCGUGUUCGGUAUUGAUGCAGCAACCUGAAAAAAACUACAGUGUGCUUGGUUUUUCCAGUGGGUUCCCCAGUCUUCUUGCAACUCAGCACAUGUCUACUCUCUGAUGCUAAAUUGGGGUUAAUUUCUCCUAGACUACAAAGCUGUUUUGGAAUGAUGAAGUAAAGGUAUACCUUAGAGUUGUUGUGGGGUGUUGUUUUUUUUUUUCACGUCCCAUUCCCCAGGGGACAGAUGUGAGACUAACAGAUGGGGCACCCCAGCUGCCCAGGCAGCACCCAACACAAAGAUUUACAGCAAGGCUCUAAGGCAGGAUGGGGACUGAAACUCCUGGACAACAGCAGAGGCCCCCCCUCCCUCAUAGAUUCUGUCUGCACAACCAAAAUUAGAAUAUUCCAGUUGUAAAACUCGGGUAGAUGAUAUUUGAUGGUUAAAAGUAAUAUUUGCAUCUUAUUAACACAGGUCUUUCCUUGGCUAUUUUGACAGCCACAGUUCCAAAUUUCAUCACAGCUUAGAUUUCUCAGCACUGAGGUAAACUUUGAAUUGUCAUUCGAGUGUACAGUUUUAGUGUUUUAUUGAUUUUGCUGGCCUGUAUUUGGACCUGUCCUUGUAAAUGUAGAGACAUAUGUGGCUUCCUUGGUAAUUUACAAGCAAAAGAUGACUUGAUGUGACACCCGUAUGAAAAUGUAAUGAUUGAAACUCACUAUGUACAGCAAAUGAAUUAAAAUGUCUGCCUCUCAAGACAUUCCUCGAUGAUUCCAGUUAAUAGAUUCUCUAUGUGCUGAAUGUCCCUGUGUACAUAUGUGUGUUAAAUAAAACUCAAUUGUAAUGAAGAUUGUUUUUCUCACAAAAACAUUGCUCAUUUUUCUUAAGCAUUUCUUAGUCAAAAUCCAUAUGCCUUCCACCCUCCCCUUUUGAAAGGUACCAGAUUAAGCUUUCUAUUUCUCGUUCUUCAUUUCCCUGGAGAACUAGCUUCGGGAAAGGCAAACUUGCUCACAGAGGACAGCAGAGCUGUAGAGAAGGAAGUCCCUCUAGAACACUGCCCAAGUGUGAGAACCAGAGAUGUUUUCCUACCAGUAACUCAACAGCACCCUCUGUAGUUUGGGCAAGGGAAUUGUGUGCAUGUUGCUUUUUAUCUACCCUUAUGUACCAAAUUAUAUCUUGUCAGAUUUGAUGACAAGGGUUGGCCACUGGGAUGGGGAGGCUGGGCUGAGAUAAUUAAAUUCAUUUCAUUUAAUA